Messenger RNA from Brassica oleracea var. oleracea, 324 nucleotides. Its product is annotated as MATH domain and coiled-coil domain-containing protein At2g42470-like. The record is from RefSeq and is a predicted model, not a curated record. Lineage: Eukaryota; Viridiplantae; Streptophyta; Magnoliopsida; Brassicales; Brassicaceae. Bases 1 to 324 code for a protein of 107 amino acids. The transcript has a single exon.
AUGUCCUGCUUGGUCUCAUUGGACAAGGCUCCACAUAGCAUCUCCGAUACUGAGCUAAGCAACGCUCGCAGCGAGUUGAUUGAUCUAACAGAAGCGGGCUUUAAGCUAGACUGGUUGAAGACAAAGCUUGAUGAGGUUUCCUUGGAGAGGAAGAAGGCAAAUGCUAAUGUUUCUUAUGUCCUAGAACUCGAGGAACAUAUCAAGAAUCUUAAAGUUGAACUGAAUAAAGAGAAGGUCAAAUCUGCUGCCAAAUUUUUGUCACUGGAGCAGGAGGUGUCAGCUCUCAAAUAUGAGCUGAACAAGGACGCAAGAUCUUCCACUUAA